GAUUAUUUUCAUCCCUAUUCUCUAUGUAAAAUUUGUCGAUUGUCAACGAGAUUUAUUAAAAAUUUCUGCAGUAAAAUUAUUGAAGCUCAUUACUUAGUACUGUCUAUGUAGUUUUAUUAAAAUACAUAAUAUACAUUCUAAGAUGCUUCUGGUUAUCCAUAACCUUCCGCAGAAUAUGCGGUUUUUCGACGUGAAGAGUCUAAUACAAGACGAAUGCGGGUUUGAUGAGGUGAUAUUGGAUAAUUUGACUGAUGAAGGUGAUACUAAGCGAGUAACUGUUGGUUUGGCGGACGAAGGCGAUGCGGCGAUUUUAGUUAGGAAGAUCAACGGUCUGUAUUUGGGAGGACGUAAACUGUUUGUUGAAGAUGUGCGGCAGAAGAAGUCAUGUGAACAACCCUACCGCCCUAUGGAUAAUCCGCACGUCCCAAAGCCAAGGCCAGAAAAACAAAUGAAAUAUAGCCAGCCCAUACCGGUAAGGCCAGAAAUAAAAAUGAAAUACAGCCAGUCCAUAUCAGUAAGGCCAGACAAACAAAUAAAAUAUAGCCAGUCUAUGCCAGCGAGGCCAGAAAUACAAAUGACAUUUAGCCAGUCCAUGCAAGUAAGGCCAGAAAAUGAAAUGAAUUUUAAUCAACCUUUGCCAGUGAGGCCAGAAAACCAAAUUAAAUAUGAUCAGCCCAUGCCAGUAAUGCCAGAAAAACAAAUGAAAUAUGAUCAUGCCAUGCCAGUGAGGCCUGGAUAUCAAACGGACAAGGAGCAGUCAAUGCCAGCAAUCAUGCCAAUGGUAUAUAGCAACCUACCAUUUUACAUGUCACCUGUACAGAGUUCAUAUAAAGGCUACGAAAAUCAAGGAUCGCAAAUGGCAAAAAAACCGCUUCCGCAACCUGCUUACUACCAAGCUCAACAUGAACAACCUGGCGCAGUAAAUGAAUGGAACGUCCAACCGGCAUAUUCAUCUUACCCGGAACAGUCCCGACGUUUACCCGAUGAUGAAGGGGACGAGCCAAAGUGGCGGGAGCGCCAAGGUGCUCGUUCGUCCCUCAUGCUCGACGAUGAAUCGCGUUGGGUAGAAAAUAGAUACCAAUCUGACUCCUCUAGAUAUGAACAAGGCUAUCGCCGAUCUCUCGAACGAGACGAUGAGAUUUCCGGCAAUAGACUUACGCAGUUCGACAAAUCUAGGCAGGACGAAUCAGAUGGGCGUGAUCGACGUGAUCACUCUCAAGGUAGACGUGAUGACGGCAGGCGAUCUUCAAAGCGCAACGAUGACCACAUGAGACCGCGACCUAUAGAUCGUUCGCCACCACGCGAUCGAAAUUUUGAAAGUCGCAGACGGUCAAAUUUCGACGAGCGUGGACGCGACAGUGAUCAUACUGAUAGCCGUCGCGCUAUAGAUCAUCGUGAGCGAGAUCGCGACCAGAGACAUGGUUCCGAUCGAUACGAAAAGCCCCGUGAGCGCGAUAGGUAUAACGAGCCCCGCGAUGGUAAUAAGCCGAGAAGAGACCACGACUAUGGGCAGCGUGAUUUCGGAAAGAAGAGACCGUACUCGGACGUUUCCCAAACGAGUUCUAGGACUUACGGGAACAAUCCCGAUAAUUCCACUUUCAGCAAAUCGAACACGAAAAUUUUUGAAAGAAAUUAUGAAGAUCCUACGACAGGCGCUUACGCUACUUAUAAACGUUUACGAUUUAGUCAAAAUGACUAUGCUGGGCCAGCUGAUGCUAAUUUAAAACAGAAUGACGCUCCCAAAUCAGGAAAUAAACCUGGUCCGCCAUUGCUUCAAAUGGUAAAAAGGCACAAUAACUGGCGUUACCAAAUCGCAGCUAUUUUGGCAAAGGAAAUAAUAAGCACAGCUCAUCCAGGUCGUGUUCCAAACUAUCCCGUCAUAUACAAAAAGUUGAAAGAGUGCGUCGUUGCACGCAUAGAUGUGCACUUAGGGGACACGAUCGUGUCUUCAUUAAAAGAAAUGUUGUAUGGUUAUCGUUCGAGAUUCCCUCCCGAUGAUGACGUGGGUUUCUACAAGGCAGUCCUAGAGAAGAUAGAACGUGAUCAGGAAGAAUCUGCAACUGACACUGCGAAAGAUAAAACCCCGGAUGACCGGAAUAACGAAAUGACCAAGAAACCAAACCAAAGGGCUGAAAACGCAGCUAAAGGUGGAUUGUUACCGCCUCCCUUCAAAUUGCCAGGUGCUGGCAACAAUCCACAGCCAACAGUUCCAUCAUUCCAGAAUAGGGCGUCAUCAGCCCCCUCAUUCCAAACCAGACCAACUUCUACUCCUCCAUUCCAGAACAGAACGCCAAACCCCACUUCUCAAGUACAGAAUAGACAUCAGAAUCCAACUAUGCCAUUCGCGAACAAUCCGCCAAAUCCAAAUCCUUAUUUCAAGAAUUUAGGGACUACUACCGCACCUCAAUUCCAGAAAAGAGCUCCGGUACUAACUCCUCAAUUCCGGAGUAGAGCACCGACACCAGCUCCCAAUUUCCAGAAUAGAGCGCCAAUAUCAACUCCCCAGUUCCAGAAAAGCGCGCCCACCUCAACUCCUCAAGUUAUGAACGCGGGACUACUCUCAUUUCCUGUCCUACAGCAAUGCAGAGCUCCUAUUCCAACAAUCAGACCACCGAAACCACCCCAGAAGAAACCGUCGCAAUCGAACAACUUGGCCAACUCUGAAGUUAAUGCGAAAAACCCACUGACUAAAAAGGAAAUAAACAAAAUCAAAAUGUUGCACAAGAUGGAAUUCAAAGACGAGGUUGUGUACAACGUAGAUCCGUGGGUGAAGCAAGCCAUCGAGAACGAAAUGGAUAGUCUGAUCGAAUUGUACACGGCUCGACCCGAAAGUUUUAUGAAGCAAACGGAACACAAUAUUCACAAGAGGAUUGUGAACGAGACAGCUCCUAUUUUCAGAAAGGUGUUAACACUGAAUGUUACGAAACGCAUUCUCAACAUAAUGACGGGGCUGGUACUACGCGUGUUCCCUAUUGGAAAGUGGCCUAAGCACGCGUCUUUCGACCGGUAUAUGAAGCAGAAAGGGGUCGUCAACAUCAAGAAGUGCCCCAAGAUGUACGUGGUUACCUGCGGCAGCUACAAGUCUUAUGAUGACCUGGUAGAAAUGGAAACCUUUAAACUUGAGGAUUGCCACAUGAUGGUUAAAACCAUGCACGUUGCCGGACCGAGGCCAAGUAUGAGAGAGAAGCUUAGGGAACGCAACUUCAAGAGACAGAACAUGCAAGUGGCCGGCUCCGAAGCUAUGAUGUUUGAUGAGGACGAUUUCGCGCUAGACGACUGCGAUGGUGACAAUUAUACAGGUACAUACAACGCCAACAUUGACAACAUAGACAAAGAAGAAGAUAAAAAUCAAACGGACCAGGACGACGUAGUGUAUGUGGACAGUGAAAAGGAGGUUGUACUUAUAGAUGACGAUGAAGAACAAGAAGCGGAAGGAAAAGCAAAUAAUGAUACAAAUGCAGAUACCGAAUGGCAGACCAUAAAUAAACCGAAAAACAUCUGGUGGACUCCAGAGAUAGAGAGAGAGAGGCAAAGAAUCAGACACCUGUUCAACAGGGCCAAAAACACGAGGGACGACGUAGACUGGUCCAUAUACAAACUAGCUACUAACAAUUACAAAAAAAUGCUCAAAUCCACAAAAGACGCCUAUGAAGGUAAAGCUGGCGGCAGUGGUAAAAAGAAUAGCAAAGAGUCCACUCAACCAAAGGAUGACGUCGAAAUUAUUGAGUCCUUGGAAAAAGAAAGCCAAGAAACUGCAGAGAAUGUUGAUUCUCUUGUACACGAAAGCAAAGAUAUCGAUCAGAAAGUUAUUUGUUUGGACGAAAAUGAAGAACCUGAGGGGAAUGUUAAAACUUUGGAACAAGAAAGCAAUCCAUCUGCUCAAAAUGAAGAAACGCAAGGGAACGUUGCAACUUUGGCACAAGAAAGCGAACCAACCGAUCAGGAUAUUGUUUGUUUGGAUGAAAAUGAAACGGAAGGGAACGUUAAAAGUUUGGCACAAGAAAGCAAACCGACCGAUCCGAAUAUUAUUUCUUUGGAUGAAAAUGAAGACACUGUAGAGUAUGUUGAAACUUUGAAACAAGAAUGCGAAUCAUCUGAACAAAAUGUUGUGUCUUUGGAUGAAAAUAAAGAAACCGAACGGAAAUUUGAUUCCUUGGAACAAGAAAGCAAACCAACCAAUCAAAAUGUCAUAUCUAAGCAUGAAAAUGAAACAGAUGAGAAUGUAUCCGAGGAUAUCAUUGAGUCUGAAAUUAUUGAUCAUAUAGCUGAUGACGAUUUAGAAGAUUUCUAAAGUUUAAUACAUAAGGAUGCUGUUUUAUAGUAUUGUUAGCAUCGUUUCCUCAUGACUUGUUAACUGUCAGUGUUGAUUUCCUAUUUUGUAUAGGAUUUCUUUCAUUCUCCUGUUAAAUAUACUGAUAUUUUAUUAAUAUAAGUUAUGCUGGAAAUACCAUAUUAAAAUUUGUUUGAUCUAUUAUGUAUUUCACGUAUUUUACAUAUAAAUAACGCAUAAGCAUUUUAGACGGCAGCUAGCGUGUUUCGCUAAGAGUUGAAAGGUUUUUUUUUCUCUAGGGUAUCUUCUAAUAAAUAAGAAUCCUAUUUAGAUUUAAGUCUCCUAGGUUUAAUGAAAUCGAGCAUUAGUAACUGAUAAUAAAAAAAAAACAUGUUUGCUGACCAAUGUAUUUUUACCGAAGUUGAGAAUUACAUGUAUGCAUUGGAAUGGUUAAAAAAUAGCCAUAAAACAUCAUUAAGGAUUGUAACUGUCAAUUGUUACCUUAAUUCUAGAUGGUAAUAAAGAAAGUAAAAUUCUA
This is a messenger RNA of Pararge aegeria (speckled wood butterfly), 4808 nucleotides long. RefSeq lists its product as uncharacterized. The record is from RefSeq and is a predicted model, not a curated record. Lineage: Eukaryota; Metazoa; Arthropoda; Insecta; Lepidoptera; Nymphalidae. The coding region runs from base 143 to 4291 and encodes 1382 amino acids. The transcript is spliced from 14 exons.